AUAGUGCAGACAGACGCCUUCCUCUCAGCAUGAAGCCCCUCACCCCUGCACCCUGGGCCACUCUGGCCCUCAGCCUGGUAUUUGCCUCCUUCCACUUGGCUUGCUUGGCAGAAGCAAGGAACAGCAUCAACGCAACCUUGACCACCCACCACCCAGACCCCGGAACCCUGGAGCAGUGUCCCAAUGUGGACUUCUGCCCGCAGGCAGCCCGGUGCUGCCACACUGGAGUGGAUGAAUACGGCUGGAUCGCGGCCGCGGUUGGCUGGAGCCUGUGGUUCCUCACCCUCAUCCUGCUCUGUGUGGAUAAACUGAUGAAGCUCACUCCGGAGGAGCCCAAGGAUUUGCAAGCAUGAGGCUUAGAGCCGCAGCCCCAAGAAUGGCCGUGGCCACCAUUGGGUUUGUAACAGCGGGAGGGGAGUGUGGUUGCCGAUGUGGUUUCUGCCAUGUAACGGUCAUCUGUCACCUUUGUGCUUCAGUUGCUCUUGAAAGGGGAAGAAGAUGGAAAGGGGGAUCCAAGGAAGGAAGGCCAGUGCCGCUUCACACCUAAAUUCACAAGGCGGUCGUGCCUUCUGAGCGCUGACAGUCUCCUUUCUCGGUCUACGGGGACUGCUUCUCUUGUAACCGCUGCUUCCUUCUGGAAGCACAAGAAAUAUGCGACCUAGACUCUUGUCCAUGCAUUCGGAGCUAAACUCAGAGGCUUCUCACCAAAAAGGUCAUUGUCUUCCAUCCCUCGCUUCAGUCACAGGUGCCGCUGUCGCAGUUCAAAACGGAAGCGUCGCCAUUGACCCACUCUCUGUCCUCACCCCCAUGUGCCUUGCUUCUCCAGCUCUUGUCCCUUCUUCAAGGUAUCUGCCAGGGCCAUCCCGCCCCACUCUCCCCGCCGGCACCCCGGUUCUGACCUUCCUACAUCGCCCCUACGUUGUCACAGACACAUCCCGUGUAGUUCUCACCGCCGGCAGGAACCUGCCUCCCCACUGGCCACUCCCCGGGGCAGCUGUGAGCAUGACCUUCAGUAACGCCUAACAAGAACUUCAGUCUGGCCCUUGGCUCCUCGAGGGAGUCCGACCACCUUCCCAGGCCUGUCUCCCUGCACAUCCAGGGCCAGGGCGCCGCGGGACUCCGAUGGCCCAGUCUUCAGCCCCACAUCUUCCACUUCUCUGCUGCCAGGCCCUCGCCUCCGGGUCUGCCUUCCAACUCCGCCUCCAAAUUGGAGGAUUGGAACUCCCUUCCCCGACGGCCAUGGGGGACCUGGAGCUGGUGCUUUUUGGGGCGCAUCUGCUCCGCCCUGAAGUGCAGCCCUCGUGAAGACACAGUCCGUGCUACUUCCUCUCGCUCCUGGGGACAGAAUGCUCUUCGUAACAUCUGUUCGAUGAAUGAAUGGAUGAACGAAUGAGUCCUUGCCCUAGAUGAACUUAGCGCUUAUCGCUCCACAUACAGCACUUCCAUUUCUCUAUAAAUGGUUGAAAAUAGCCAGUCUCUAAAAAAGCCA
Messenger RNA from Neofelis nebulosa (Clouded leopard), 1489 nucleotides. RefSeq names its product transmembrane protein 213 (gene TMEM213). The record is from RefSeq and is a predicted model, not a curated record. The transcript has 3 exons. Bases 30 to 353 code for a protein of 107 amino acids. Lineage: Eukaryota; Metazoa; Chordata; Mammalia; Carnivora; Felidae.